AUGGCUCAGUACAUUCAUGUUCCAGACCAGGCGCCCGCUGUGCCCAAAAUAGACAUAACCGUGGACGAGAAGGACUACCGCUCUGGCGCACUGAGGCUCAUCCAGGAGCUGCGGCCGAACUGGAAGCCGUCUGAGGUUAAAAUCAAGUUCUUCACUGAUGGAAUAACCAACAAGCUGCUUGGGUGCUAUGUUGGCCCAGUCAUGCAGGACGUGGUUUUGGUCCGUAUUUAUGGAAACAAAACAGAGCUGCUGGUGGACAGAGACAAUGAAGUGAAGAGUUUCCGAGUCCUGCAGGCUCAUCGCUGUGCCCCGGCCCUCUACUGCACCUUCAACAAUGGACUGUGCUAUGAAUUCCUCCAAGGAACUGCCCUGGAGCCUGAACAUAUUCGCAGCCAACCUGUUUUCCGACUCAUUGCUCGGCAACUUGCCAAAUACCAUGCCAUCCAUGCGCACAAUGGCUGGGUGCCCCAGUCUGACAUGUGGAUGAAAAUGGGAAAGUACUUUGCUCUUAUCCCCAAAUGCUUCAAUGAUCCUGAGCGACACACAAGAUUGACUACAGAGGUGCCCAGUCAGUGCUGCCUCAGAAAAGAGCUGAUGUGGCUUCAGCAACACCUGUGUCAGCUGGGCUCCCCUGUCGUGCUCUGCCACAAUGACCUGCUUUGCAAGAACAUCAUUUACAACAAGAAAUCUGGAAAUGUAAAGUUUAUAGACUACGAGUACGCUGGGUACAAUUACCAAGCCUACGACAUUGGGAACCACUUCAACGAGUUUGCAGGUAUAGAUGAGGUGGACUACAACCAGUAUCCUGAGCGGGACUUCCAGCUGCUCUGGCUGCGCUCUUAUCUCGAGGCCUACAAGGAGCACAAGGGCACGGCCUGUGAUGUGACUGACCGAGAGGUGGAGACCUUGUACAUCCAAGUCAACAAGUUUUCGUUGGCUUCUCAUUUCUUCUGGGGACUUUGGGCUCUGAUUCAAGCCAAGGUUUCAACUAUCGACUUUGACUUCUUGGGAUAUGCUGUUCUGCGUUUCAACCAAUAUUUCAAGAUGAAACCUGACGUGGCAGCGCUGACUCUACCCGACUAA
This is a messenger RNA of Knipowitschia caucasica, 1083 nucleotides long. The record is from the annotation of a GenBank genome assembly. NCBI's taxonomy places the organism in Eukaryota, Metazoa, Chordata, Actinopteri, Gobiiformes, Gobiidae.